AGUUGACCCCCGUUGCAAAGGAAGGGACAAAUCGGACAAUUCGGUCUAUUCGAUGGAGAGCCGAGCGAAAAGUAGACUCUCGGAUAUUUUCGGUGGAACCGUGUAGGAGAGGAGAGUGUGAUGGAGAAGGUCUGCCGAAGAAGAAAGUCUAGCGCGGAUCUCGAGUAUUAAUACCAGCCACAUGCGGUAAUUCCUCAGAGGUCGCACUCUCUAAUCUCCAUUCUCAGUCGUUCAUUUCUUCUUCUUUCCGGUGAUCAAUAUUUCAUUUUGCUGGUAAAUGGUCAGAGCUAUGAAAGAAGCAAGCGUCGCUCCAGAGGGAGAGGUGGGCUUAAAGAAGAUGAGAGGAAUCGUCGUUCAUGAGAGUUUUUGCUACGAAAAGGAAACCCAGCUUACGGUGCGCAAGACCUCUCUUUUCUUUGCCGGCGACGGGUUCUCCGUCUACGACUGCAAAGGUGAGGUUUUCUUCCGUGUCGAAUCCUACGGUCCCGAUGUCCGAGACAAAGAUGAAGUUGUUCUCAUGGACGCCUCCGGCAAGUGUCUCCUCACCGUUCGAAGAAAGAGGCCGAGUUUGCAUCAAAGAUGGGAGGGAUUCUUGGGCGAGAGAAGCGAAGGAGACAAGCCCAUCUUCAGCGUACGGAGAUCAUCGAUCAUCGGACGGUCGAGUGUAACCGUGGAUGUAUUCGGAAACCCAGGUGAGGAGUACCUGAUCGACGGUUCGUUCCCGCAGCGGUGCUGUACGAUCUACGAUACAUCGUUCAACUCGUCAAAGGAAGCAGUGGCCGAGAUCAGAAGAAAAGUUGACGCGUCGACCAACAUGGUGCUUGGGAGAGACGUUUUCUCGCUCUGUCUCAAGCCCGGAUUCGAUGCUGCAUUCGCGAUGGGCUUGGUCCUCGUUCUUGAUCAGAUCAACAGUGAUCACGUCGUCGUGGAUGAUGGAGCCGAGGUUGAUCAACCGGCGGAGGAUGCAUCUCCCUGAUUAUUCCGGAUUUUUCAGAUGUGUUUUAUCCAACGGCUAUAAUCCGGUUCACGUGUACCCCUUCUCCCCUCCCCCUCUCAGACUCGGAAGAUCAGAAAAUAUCGUUUUCUUUCUUUUUUUUUUAAAUAAUAUUAAUCUAAUAAAAUAUUUGAAGGUUACAUUUUUUGGUUAUUUUCCGGAAAAGAGUAACCACUGGAUUGGAACGUUAAAAUUUCACCAAAAAAAAAGGAACGUUAAAUCUGCAGAUGAUGAAAUCUUGUUUUCUA
Molecule: messenger RNA, 1242 nt
Organism: Nelumbo nucifera (sacred lotus)
Lineage: Eukaryota; Viridiplantae; Streptophyta; Magnoliopsida; Proteales; Nelumbonaceae
Product: protein LURP-one-related 12-like
Source: RefSeq, a predicted model, not a curated record